UCCGGCCCAAACAGUGACAUUGGAAGUACUUCAUUCCUUUAAUGGAGACAAGCCUGGCACUAGUAGUUCCAAACAGAUCUGAAAUCUCCUGAGUUUAUUUUAUGAAUUGGAAAUAUCAUGCAAUUGUAAGUGAGACUGAUUUCUGCCUUUGCAUUGUUAUUUCCAACUAUUAAAAACCAAAAACCAUUGAUAAUGAGACUAUCAUCAGCCUCCGCGGACGACCGUGCUGGCAGCGGAGGCUACCGAGAUGCGGAGACACUAUUCCGUACGAAACCGAUUUCCCAAAUUCGGGAUGUGGAAACCGCAACUAGAAAACAGAUCCAGGACAAGAAGGAGGAGCUUCGCCAGCUGGUUGGCAACCGGUACAGAGACCUUAUUGAUUCUGCCGACUCUAUCGUCCUCAUGAAGUCGUCCUGCGAGUCCAUUUCUUCUAAUGUAGCUUCCAUCCAAACUAACAUUCGUUCCCUCUCAGCAUCUCCUGUAUCGGAAACCCCCAAAUUCAGCAACUCUAACCCCGCUCGUCUCCGAAUCUAUGGGAUUGCGUGUCGCGUCAAGUACUUGGUUGACACUCCCGAGAACAUCUGGGGUUGCCUCGACGAGUCAAUGUUUCUGGAAGCCGCUGGGAGAUACAUUCGUGCCAGGCACGUGCACUUUAAUCUUACGCUGUCCAACAAUGCUAACGCUGACUCCUGUGCUGAAUGGGAUCACACCAAGAUCUUGUCCAUUUUCCCUCUUUUGCAACACCAGUGGCAGAUUGUCGAGAGCUUCAAGGCCCAGAUUUCACAGCGGAGCCGCGAGAGGUUGUUGGAUCCGGGCCUAGACAUUGGGGCCUAUGCUGAUGCGUUGGCUGCGGUUGCUGUCAUUGAUGAAUUAGAUCCUAAGCAGGUACUUGGUUUGUUUCUUGACGCUAGGAAGUCCUGGAUUUUGCAGAAAUUAGCUACUUUUGGCGGCAAUGAUAAUAAUGCUGCAACCGGUGAGGUUGUGGUUUCUGUGUUUUGUGAAGUUCUGAUGAUCAUUCAGGUUAGUGUAGCGCAAGUAGGUGAGUUGUUUUUGCGAGUUUUGAACGAUAUGCCUUUAUUUUACAAAGUUAUUUUGUGUUCCCCUCCUGCCUCUCAAUUGUUUGGUGGAAUUCCUAACCCAGAUGGGGAGGUGAGGUUGUGGAAAUUGUUUAGGGAAAGAUUGGAGUCUGCAAUGGUUACUCUUAAUAAACAGUACAUUGCAAGGACAUGUAUGACAUGGUUGAGAGACUCUGGUGGAGAGGUUGUGAGUAAUAGGAAUGGCAAGUACUUGAUUGAUGCUAUUGCCACUGGUGGAGAGCUUUCAUUGGCUGAAAAGUUGAUAAGAGAGACCAUGGACAGUAAACAAGUUUUGCAGGGGAGUUUGGACUGGCUCAAGAGUGUUUUUGGGUCUGAGAUUGAGUUGCCGUGGAGUAGGAUUCGAGAGCUAGUUCUAGAAGAUGACUCAGAUCUCUGGGAUGAAAUAUUUGAAGAUGCUUUUGUUAAGAGGAUGAAAGACAUUAUCAGCUCUGCAUUUGAGGAUUUGGCAAAAGGUAUUCAUGUGGAGGACUCCAUUUGCACAAUUGGAGAGGCUAUUGGCAAACAUGACUUCCAGGGUUACUUGAACAGGCCUUCUACAGGUGGUGGUGUUUGGUUUAUAGAAUCCAAUGCAUAUAGGUCUAGUAUACUGUCGGGUUAUAAGACAUCUCCUGAAGAAAAUGAUUUCCAGAGUUGUCUCAGUGCCUACUUUGGUCCUGAAGUUAGCCAAAUCAGAGAUACAGUGGACAGCUGUUGUCAAAGUGUGCUUGAGGACCUACUCAGUUUCUUAGAAUCUCCAAAGGCAGUACUCAGGCUAAAAGAUUUGGGCCCGUUUCUACAGGAUAACUGUUAUGAUAGCAUGUCAACCAUUCUGGCUGAGCUCAAGAGGGUCCUCGAUAAGUUAAAUGCUACCAUGGAAAAUGCCAGCAAGGAAAGUCUUUCUGUGCCUCCAGCUACAGUUGUUGAGAGAUCCCUUUUUGUUGGGAGACUGUUGUUUGCAUUUCAGAACCACACAGAACACAUUCCAUUGAUACUUGGAUCUCCAAGGUUUUGGACAAAAGAUACUGUGGCUGCAGUUUUUGACAAGUUACCAUCUGUAUUGAGGAAAUCUCGAGUUGCCAUAGAUUCUCCAAUUGCUGAUAGUACUGGCAGGCAAACACCCACUGGUUCUAGACGACAGACUUCAUCUGCUACAGCUGCUUUGCUAGGAGCAAAUGAAAAUGCAAGCCCUAAACUUGAAGAACUAGCCAGAACCACCAGGGAUCUUUCCAUCAGAGCUCACAACUUGUGGAUGUUCUGGUUAUCUGAUGAGCUUUCGGCCAUUCUUGCUCGAGAUCUUGGAAAGGAUGACGGAUUGUCAGCUAUUACUCCCUUGAGGGGCUGGGACGAGACAGUAGUGAAGCAAGAACAAUAUGAUGAGAACUAUUCUGAAAUGAAAUUAUCACUCCCAUCCUUGCCGUCUCUCUAUAUUAUUUCUUUUCUGUUUCGAGCAUGUGAAGAAAUUCAUAGGAUUGGGGGUCAUGUACUUAACAAAUUGAUUCUGCAAAAAUUUGCGUUAAGACUACUGCAAAAGCUUAUUGAAAUUUAUGAGGACUUCCUUUCUUCUAGAGAUUCCCAUGCAUCUCAGGUGUCAGAGAAAGGAGUUCUGCAAAUACUCUUAGACCUAAAAUUUGCUGCAGAUGUUCUUUCUGGGGGUGAUUCCAAUAUGACUGAGGACUUUUCUAAAAGUCCCAUGAUAAAAGUUUCUUUCAGAAGGAAGCAGGAGCAAAGUCAAACAAAGUCUGUCUUUAGAGAGCGUAUUGAGGGGCUAAUUAGCCGUUUUUCACAAAAAUUGGAUCCAAUAGACUGGCUGACGUAUGAGUCAUACCUCUGGGAGAAUGAGAGACAGUCAUACCUACGACAUGCAGUCCUCUUUGGAUUCUUUGUGCAACUGAAUCGGAUGUACACAGACACUGUGCAGAAACUGCCAUCCAAUCCUGAGUCAAAUAUAAUGAGAUGCUCUACUGUUCCUCGUUUCAAAUACCUUCCAACCAGUGCACCAGCAUUGUCUUCAAAGGGAACACCAAAGGCAUCCAUUCCUGCAGCUUCAGAUGAUAUCUCCUUAAGAAGUUCCUGGAAAGCCUAUACCAAUGGGGAGCUUUCACAAAAGAUUGACUUGGAUGACAACUCAAGUUUUGGUGUAGCAGCCCCAAUUUUGAAGUCAUUUAUGCAGGUUGGCAGCAGGUUUGGAGAGAGCACCCUAAAGUUGGGAUCCAUAUUAACUGAUGGGCAAGUAGGGAUAUUCAAAGAUCGAUCAGCAGCUGCCAUGUCAACAUUUGGUGAUAUUUUACCUGCCCAAGCUGCGGGUCUUCUUUCAUCCUUUACAGCUACCAGAUCAGACUCUUGAUUUCCACUGAAUUCUUCUGUCCUCUUCUUUUCUUUAAGUAAUUAGUUGCACACUUUGUUCCAGUGAAGAGCACUAAGAAAUUCCCCAAAUAUAGGGAGGUUAUGAUACUGAAAGUUCGUACUUCACCCAAGUGGAAGGGUUAUAAAUAUAGUAUGUAGACAGGCAGUGAGAAGAUUCCAAGGCAAAGUGUGCAGGGGGAUUGGAACUGUUAGAGAAAUGGUUAUACCUCAAGAUAAAUGGAAAAAAGGAAUUUUUAAAGGGAACAAAUGGGAAUCAAAAGAAGCAAUUACAUUUCUCAAUCUAUAUUCUAUAGAGAGGCAUGAAAGUAGUGUAGUGUCAGAAUGUGAGGUUUGUAUCUUGGAGUUCUCAUGUAUAUAGAAACCGUUGCCUUUACCAAUAAUAUAGCACGAAGAUGUAAAAGCUAGUUGGAGUGAAGUUUUAUGUAGUCUGAGGUUCUGAUGCUGGAUCUGAAUAUUUAGAAGAUGUUUUUUCUUGGUUCUCACUUCUCAGUUGUGAGAAUUUCUUUCCAGAGAAGGUGGUUCACAUGGAAUGGAGUGAUGGCAUUGGCUUAUUGCAAAAAGAUGUUUGUGCAAGUUGUGCAUAUGAUCUAGAUUCUGCAGCCACAAGAGACUUUUCUUUCACUUACUGGAUUUAUCUUAAGGAAAAGCUUGGAAUUACCUUUUGCUUGGUGGAUAUGAUGCAGCAGUUUUAACUUCCACUGUUGUCAUAGCCUAUCUACCUACCUGCAUUAUGGUACCAUAAUGCAUAUAAAAAGGCUACAUAAUGCAUAUAAAAAGGCUUUUUGAUGAGUUAAAGCCGUCUGUUUGACAUUGAAAAUGUAUAUUGACUCUAGAUAAAUGAUAUCCUUAGGGCUUCUCCUUUUAAGUUUUUAUUUUUUUUCAUUUUUUUAUUACAAUCCAAUUUCUGUUACCGUUAGAUCAAGUAUACGUCCUGUAUUAUUAUUGUUCUUCAUAUUUGUCUUCGGAAUAAUCACUUUCUGCAAUACAAAGAGAACAAAAAAGAGGGACUGUUAGUUGUGUUAAACCCAGCUCAAUUGGGAGAAUGCUGCCUGAACGCUUGCUGUUACAAGUUACAAUGAUUGUAAUUAUGUUUCAUGGAAGCCAUUAUUCUAUAUUUCCUUAUGCUCA
Hevea brasiliensis (rubber tree) is the source of this 4568-nucleotide messenger RNA. Its product is annotated as conserved oligomeric Golgi complex subunit 1. Gene Ontology annotation, biological process: intra-Golgi vesicle-mediated transport. The transcript is spliced from 6 exons. NCBI's taxonomy places the organism in Eukaryota, Viridiplantae, Streptophyta, Magnoliopsida, Malpighiales, Euphorbiaceae. Bases 193 to 3420 code for a protein of 1075 amino acids. The record is from RefSeq and is a predicted model, not a curated record. Gene Ontology annotation, cellular component: COG complex; Golgi apparatus.